Emys orbicularis (European pond turtle) is the source of this 3739-nucleotide messenger RNA. RefSeq names its product CUGBP Elav-like family member 1 (gene CELF1). Bases 53 to 1507 code for a protein of 484 amino acids. Lineage: Eukaryota; Metazoa; Chordata; Testudines; Emydidae. Gene Ontology annotation, molecular function: mRNA 3'-UTR binding. Gene Ontology annotation, biological process: mRNA splice site recognition; regulation of alternative mRNA splicing, via spliceosome. Gene Ontology annotation, cellular component: cytoplasm; nucleus; ribonucleoprotein complex. The transcript is spliced from 13 exons. The record is from RefSeq and is a predicted model, not a curated record.
GAGUGAAGACUGCACCUUCUAGAGGGAGGAGCAUAGCUACAGCUCAAAGAAAAUGAAUGGCACACUGGAUCACCCAGAUCAACCUGACCUAGAUGCCAUCAAGAUGUUUGUGGGGCAGGUUCCACGGAGCUGGUGUGAGAAGGAUCUGAGAGAACUCUUUGAACAGUAUGGUGCUGUCUACGAAAUUAACGUCCUGAGGGACAGGAGCCAAAACCCUCCUCAGAGCAAAGGGUGCUGUUUUGUUACAUUUUAUACCCGUAAAGCUGCACUAGAAGCACAGAAUGCGCUCCACAACAUGAAGAUCCUCCCAGGGAUGCACCAUCCCAUCCAGAUGAAACCAGCUGAUAGUGAAAAAAAUAAUGCAGUGGAAGAUAGAAAGCUGUUUAUUGGGAUGAUCUCCAAGAAGUGCAAUGAAAAUGACAUCCGGGUGAUGUUCUCCUCCUUUGGGCAGAUUGAGGAAUGCAGGAUAUUACGGGGCCCAGAUGGCCUGAGCCGAGGUUGUGCAUUUGUGACUUUUACAACAAGAGCCAUGGCACAAACAGCAAUCAAAGCAAUGCACCAAGCACAGACCAUGGAGGGUUGCUCUUCUCCCAUCGUGGUGAAAUUUGCAGAUACGCAGAAGGACAAAGAGCAGAAACGUAUUGCUCAGCAACUCCAGCAGCAGAUGCAACAGAUAAGCGCUGCCUCUGUAUGGGGAAACCUGGCUGGUCUGAACACACUUGGACCCCAAUACUUAGCACUCCUUCAGCAGACAGCAGCUGCCUCAUCUGGGAACCUGAACACAUUGAGCAGUCUCCACCCAAUGGGAGGGUUGAAUGCGAUGCAGUUACAGAACCUGGCUGCAUUAGCAGCUGCAGCCACUGCAGCUCAGAACACACCAAGUGGCACCGCUGCACUCACUUCUUCCAGCAGUCCCCUAAGUGUGCUCACCAGUUCAGGGUCCUCACCUAGCUCGAGUAGCAGCUCCUCUGUUAACCCAAUGGCCUCUCUUGGAGCGCUGCAGACGUUAGCAGGUGCUACAGCAGGCCUCAAUGUCAGCUCUUUAGCAGGGAUGGCAGCCUUAAAUGGUGGACUUGGCAGCGGUGGCCUCUCAAAUGGCACGGGUAGCACAAUGGAGGCCCUCACUCAGGCGUACUCUGGGAUUCAGCAAUAUGCUGCUGCCGCAUUGCCCACUCUCUACAACCAGAGUCUGUUAACACAACAGAGUAUUGGUGCAGCAGGAAGUCAAAAAGAAGGUCCAGAGGGAGCCAAUCUGUUCAUCUACCACCUCCCCCAGGAGUUUGGGGACCAGGACCUGCUGCAGAUGUUCAUGCCAUUUGGGAAUGUCGUCUCCGCCAAGGUUUUCAUUGACAAGCAGACCAAUCUAAGCAAGUGUUUUGGUUUUGUAAGUUACGACAAUCCUGUCUCUGCACAGGCUGCCAUCCAGUCAAUGAACGGCUUUCAAAUUGGCAUGAAGCGUCUGAAAGUGCAGCUCAAGCGCUCUAAGAAUGACAGCAAGCCAUACUGAGCGCCCCUCCCCUCUGGGACUGGAGGGAGAAGGAUCUUCUGGUAAGUUGGGGAGGAGCGCACUUAGUGAUUCGAAGUCCUAAGGCUGUGUUUUUACAGUCCUGGAUGCUGAUCCAUGCCAUUCUAGCUCGCACAUCUUCCCCCUGAAGAUUCAGCUGCAGCGUCCGCUGGGAUUUCUGCUUCGGAUGGAGGACAAGUUUGUGAUUUUGUUUCCAGUAUUUUACUUUGGAUUUUAGGUGCCAUAUCACUGAGGUGUUUUGUUGUUGUUGUUGUUUUUCCUUAUUUGAAGUUUGCUGUGUUUGUAUCCAGUGUGUUGAGAAGGACCAAUGCCAGCUACUUUAGUGGGGGAGGCGGGGGAGUAUAGAAAGAGCAGCAGAACUGACAUGACACCAGAGGGAAGAAGGAGGAGCAGAACUGACACCAGACAGCAUUGAGGAAAAGAAAGGCGGGGAGGGAGAACCACCUUGAGAUGGGCAAGGAGCAGACCUCUUGUAGCCUUUGCCAUGCCCCUUGCUCUCAUAUUUCCUUAGUUAAAUGUCUUCUGUUGGGAACUUCCUAUCUGAAUCUGUCUCUAGAGCAGGUGAAAAAUCUAGAAGAGCAAAGAGGUUAAUGGGUUAAAGGAAAACUGCAGUGAUUAUUUUGCUAUAUAAAGUGGUAUUUAUUGUUGCACUGUGAAUGUACACCGCACUUUAUAAAAAAAUUUUAGACACUGUCCCUGCCCAGAAAACCUCAUAGUCCAUCUAGAGUUACAUAUUAAUUGAAUUUCCCAGUGUUUAGGAAAUCUUAUUCUUGACUGAUCAGCUGGGAAUAUUGCUAGGGUUUAGAGAGGCACUGUAGUCUGGAGGAAUAAAUUUGGGGCUGGAAGCCAGGAACUCCUGAGUUCUUAUCCCAAAUCUGCCACAGACUUUAUGUCACCUUGGUCAAAUCUCUUCCCAUCCCUGUGCUUCAGUUUUCCCAUUUCUAUAAUGACAAUGCCCAUCUCACAGGUCUUUGAAUUAAUACUCACUAAGCACAAUCUAAAUGCUAAUUAUUUAUUGUUAAACUAUUAAAUUAACAACAAAUAAUACAGCAUACUUUACAACAGCUUCUGAGGUUUCUGCUGCCUUGCAUGUCCAAGUGGGAGCUGUUUCCGCAGUCAUACUCUUUUCCAAAGGCAAUUUCCUGCUCACUAGUAAUUCUGUGAUGUGAUUUGGAAUAGUAAUUAGAUUUACUUUUUACACUGCAGUUUUCUUUUAAAGUGGUGAGUGUACUAGAGCAGACCCUUGAACCACCCAGUCUUAUUCUGCCUUUGGCAGUGACUGUCACCCAAUAUGUUGAAGGAAGAGCAGACACUCCCCUCUUGAACACACACAUUGGCAAAUUCACAAGUGUGCAAAGAAUGUGUUACAGGGCCUUAGUAUACACUGAUUUUAGGAGGCUCAAAGCCUCUUUGAAACUCUGGCCUGAAGCACAUCAAGGAGUCACAGUAGAGGCUAGUGCUCUAACCACCAAAAUCCACCUCUGUCACACGGGAAGUUUACAGUUUCUGUACAUCUUUAAUAGAGAUUCCAUUUACCUCAUAUUUUCUCCAUUUCCACUUCUCCUUUGUGUUCCCAGUUUGGGGUGAUGCUUUUCCUCAGCCCACCAAGUAACACUGCAAUCCUGUGUUUGGGAGCUGGCUCCUAAGUAGGAAGCAUGUGGGGUCAGACACAGGGUGUUUACUUCCUUCUCUACUCUAGCAGGAGGAGCCAUAAGCCCCUGAAAUGUUGUUUAGAAUGUGCUUGUGUUUACAGAUACUCUGUUACAAUCCAUGGGGAAAGUCAGGCAUAUCCAGGGACUGGGUCCCCUGGACUCUUAAACCUCACAAAUACCAGGCCUGACCCAUUGCAUCAGAGCACCAGGGUAAAGUGCCCUUUCUGUUGAUGAGUUUGAAACUCAAAUAGUUUUUUGGUGCCAACCUGUCUGUAGUGCUGGCAGAUGGGUAGGAGAAAUUGUCAGUAUUAUACAGAGAAUAUUGUGGUGAAAAAAGGUUAAAAGCACAGACUGCCAAAUUUCCCAUUUAUGCUGGCAUAUGGUACCCUUUCAUGUUGACUAUUUGGGUCUCUCUAUAAACAUACAUACAUACACUUAGGCGAACCGUGUACACUUGAAUUCUGUGCACUGGGAGAGAUGUGUCCUGGUUUUCUGAGAAGAAAGUGUUGGAGUGUUAAGGCCUCUAAGGUCAUAAUGGGAUUAUUUUAUAAAUAUACUUUGC